AUGACGGGACUUGAAGUAAAAAAGAAGAGAUCAGUCCUGAUCGUUUCAACCAACGGCUAUCAAAGUGUACGUUUACUGAAAGUAAUUGUACAAAUUCUUGAGGAUAAUGGAUUGAAAGCAAGUUCAUUUCGAGUAACGGCAGUCUUGAACAGACAUAGAAGUAAUUGCUGUAAUUGUGAUGGUAGCGAUAGUCAUUUUGAGCUCAAUAUAAAUAAUUUUAAAGAAACUUCUAGAGCACAAAAUAAAAGCCCUGUUAUAAAGAAAACGAAUUCUCACAAAAAUAGAUGUUUGCUGUCAGUGAAUUCUGAUUCGAAUUCAGACGUAGAAAAAAGAGACAUUUAUACGUCGCACAAAGUUAGAUACGCUACAAAUAAAAAUUUUCCAUCGAUGAACCACCAAAGAGACUCAGCGAACGGCAAUCGUAUUACAACCACGAUAGAACGUCGUCGGAAAAAAAAGAGCCACUGGCUUGCCAAAGACUUGACUUCUGCUGCGAAGGCAGAAAGAGUAACGUCGUCAUCUCAAGAAGCAGAUGCGACGAAACGCGUCCCAAGGAUUUCGUUUUCUCCGGGUAACGAGACUGAUUAUCGUCGAGAGAUCGACCGUCAAAUCGAGGCAGAUUUCGCCAAGAUAAAAGACAUCCUGAGGCUAGAAAAGAUUGACGUUACUUCAAGCGCGAUACCUCGAUGGUCCUUGAAUGCUGCAAAGUACAAUCGGCAAUCGGUCAGCCAGCCUACAAUCGAUACUCAAGAGCCCGAAACAAUAACAGAGAAGCGAGUUUGUAUAGCUCCGCACUGUCAGCAAGUUAUUCGGCACAGCUUGAGCUCAACGUCUUCGGAUUCCAAUGACCUCUCGGCAAAUUCUGAUGGCAACGUUACAAGCAAACAAAAUGGAAUUACGGAGGAGGCGGUAGUUUCUCGGAAAACCGUCGACGAGAAAAUGCAACAUGGAACUAACAACGAGAAGAAACUCGUUGGGCAAGCGUUGAUAUUUUUUAAUAAAGAUGCCUCGCCUUUUACUAUUGCGCAAAAAGCAAAUAACAACGAUGUCAAUAUAAAAUACUCUGUUGAGUCAAUAAGUCUCGGACUAGAUAAGCUCGUGAAAAUGGGUAAAGAGCUUAUGAAGAAAAAGCUGGAUAAUACCAGCCAAAAUAAAACAAAAAGGGCUGGUUUGUCGUGCAAAAAUUGUUUGAAAUGCGCGAAAGGAAAUAAUGAGACUUAUAGCGGGUUUGAGGAUGAUGAGGGUGCGAAGCUAGAAGAAGAGUUGAAAGAAUUACGGUCUUUGCAUAUUCAGCGAGAGCAAGGUUUUACCAACAGCGCAAAAAAUGAAAUGAGAUUUGCUGCCGGUGAUGCAUACAUAUUUAAGAAUGAUCAAGAUACACAGUUGAACAAUGAAUAUUCUCAAGGACACGUUCGACAGGCCAAAAGACGAUGCCGUCGCAAGAAACAUAAAUCACUUUCAACAUUGAAUACUUCUCUGAAAAAUAGUAUUCUAAUUCGAAAUGGAAAUUCACGUUACAAAAAUAUGAAAAAAUUUUCACCAAACUUCUGUAAUGAUGUUCAAUUAAGUAAUACAUUAGUCAAUGGUGUUACAAAAACAUCACCCCGGAUUAAAAAAAAUAAUCCGUUUAGGGAAUAUAAAGAGUGUGACGCGGAAGAAAAAUUACGUGCGGAUAAAAAGGACGUCGUUUACUUACAAAACAAAAUGAAAACUUCUAAAGAAAAACAUUUACCAAGCGAGAAUAAAGAAGUUAGAGAACGGAAAAUACAGAUUUCAAAGGUUUCUCACUUAAAAUUUGAUAAAAACUCGAAUCAGUCAAAUUUGCCUCGCAAAUCGAUUAACGUAAGAUCACACGAAGUUGGUAAAAGAAACACGUGCAAUGAGCAGCCUUCAUCGAUGGGUCAAUCAGUAAAUAGAUCUCAAUCUCAAAUGAGUAAAAAAAACAAACUUCCGCAAUCUCUUUCCAAUCGGAAAUUAAAAAGCGUCCAACCUAACGAAAUACUGCACGAAGCUUUUCCAACGACUAAGAACACACUUCUCAGAGAUAUUAGUAAUUAUUAUGACUAUGACGAUCUGGAGAUGCCGACAGAUUCGCUCGAUCAGGCAGUUGAAAACAGGAAUAUGAAAACGAAUGUGCCGAGAAGAAAAUUAUUGUACUCAAAUAGUUUAAAGUAUGGCGAAGGAAGCCCCGGUUUCUUCAGCAAAGAAUCAAACUACGAUUACGCGCAAAAGUUUUAUAGAGAUCAGCCAUAUGAGAAAGAGCGGCUGCAACUACAUUAUUUUCAGAUAAAUUUGAAAAAUGUUACGCAGUUAGCGAAAGCUCGAAUCGACGGAGAAGCUUCAAGAUUUGAAUCAGUUCAAUAUCAUGCUAAUAAAUCAAUGCAAACUUCUUCUACAAAUCUAAAAACUGUCUCGAAAACUCGGUACAUUAAAAGAACGUUAAAAAGUGUUGCGCAAAAAGAAUAUUCGGAUUAUAUGGGCAAUGGGGAUUCUAUGAAAAAUCUCUAUCUUUCGGGUGAUUUGAUUGGUUACAAUUAUGACCCCGAGGAAAGCGAUAAUCAGGAAAAGUUUAACAGAAUAAAUGAUGGAAAUGACGAUCCUGAUUUAGCUAAAUUAUUUGCCAACGGCCAAGAAUAUGACAUAAAUGUCAAAGGAAAGCUUCAUCUUCGGCUUAAAGAUCCUCAAUCAAGAGUCGUCAGUGAAAAAUCAUCAAAAAAAAAGCGCUCCGCAAGGCCAAAUAUCAAAAAAUCCCACAAGAAGAAAGCCGCUCAAUCUGAAGGAAAAUUGGCAGUUCUCGACAAACGUGCUAAACGGAAUCCCAACGAUAACUCAAUCGCCGACGUUCACGAAGGAGACAGUAAUCUUGAGUCAAAGGUUUCGAAUAAAAUCAAAGGGCCUUUAAAAAAGAUAAACGAUUUUUUCAAACGAAAAUUCACUGGUGGUAGUAACAAGAAAAAAUUGUGUAAAAAAAUUCACGCCAAAGCGAAAAUCAUACGGGUGAAGCCAGAACAAGGCGAAGACAAUAGUCACUCGACGUUCUCUCCUCUUUCCGAUCAAUCAACUACGACUUUGGAAUCUCGACGCGGCAAUUGUAAGUGCGUACACGAAAAGUCGACGACGCUUUCGUCCCAAUUCACAACCGUGGUAACUGAUAUCUCGGAGGCGACUGACUACAUCACGCAAUCUACCCAAUCACACGAAAGCAUUACUGAAAGUAAUAAUACCAGUUAUAAGGUUGAUUCGGAAAUUUGCCACUCCCAAGAAAGAAGCACGGAAAUGAGUACUAUAAUUACUGAUGUUACGCCGCAAUAUGUAACGAAUCAACCUGAAACUGAUUACACGAGUACAAACGCUCAGCAAGUUCAUGAAACUGUAUCAGAAGAACCGCCAGAAACAAUAACUACUACAAAUGUAAUUAGCACGAACAAACAGACUGAACAAACGACAAUUAUUUCGAGUAACUGUGAAAGUUUAGAAAGCAAUCCAAAGCAGAAAGAGAAUAUGAAAAAUGUGUUGGAAAUUCUGAAUUUCAUCAAAAAUUUAGAAAAGCUACUGAAAACUCAAAACAAUCCUUUACGAGUCGGAGAUGAAAACGGCGAAAUUGAGAUUAAAUUAGAAAAGAUAUAUGUACAUCCUGGGAAAAAUCGAUCCAACGCUGAGCUGAAAGAUGCAUUGAACGCGGAUGAAAAGAGAAAUAUGUCUAACGUACGUAGCACUUCUGGAGUUAUUCAUCAGUUGGAUGCCGAGAGACCUAUUUCGUCAAUGCCAAACGAAAAUAUUCAAGAUUUGUCAAAUCAAAAUUCUAAAUUUUCAUCAAAUGCUAUAAUCAAAAAUGAUUUGGAUGAUAAUAUUUUUGACGAAGCAAGCCAAACGAUAGAAAAACCGAAAAAGUACGAUAGCGCAAUUCAAGAAACUUAUGUCGAAGCCUUAGUGCCAAAGUCCUCAAAAGUUAACAAAAAAGCGAAUAACAAUAAAUCCUUGCCCGCGAAACAGUGGACUGAUGAGCAAAGAAUCGUCUCAGACGAUCAGUCAUCGUUGCAUGGUCGAGGCUCGACAUCGAGCAACCGGAAGAAAAAGAAGCGACGUAGGAAAAAGAGGAGACGCAGGCUGAGGAAACGGACCAUCAAUGAAGCUCUGGCAUCGCAUAAAAAAAGGCAGGGCGCCUUAUCGGAUUCGAUGUCGUCGACGUCACCACUUCACAAAAACGUAGAAUCAUGA
Messenger RNA from Phymastichus coffea, 4218 nucleotides. RefSeq lists its product as uncharacterized. The transcript has 4 exons. The record is from RefSeq and is a predicted model, not a curated record. The coding region runs from base 1 to 4218 and encodes 1405 amino acids. Lineage: Eukaryota; Metazoa; Arthropoda; Insecta; Hymenoptera; Eulophidae.